This is a messenger RNA of Vanessa atalanta (red admiral), 1536 nucleotides long. It is a transcript of the gene mab-21, whose product is annotated as protein mab-21. The transcript has a single exon. NCBI's taxonomy places the organism in Eukaryota, Metazoa, Arthropoda, Insecta, Lepidoptera, Nymphalidae. The record is from RefSeq and is a predicted model, not a curated record. The coding region runs from base 85 to 1182 and encodes 365 amino acids.
CUCAGUCUUAGAACGUCUGCGUUCCGUGCGCGUGCGUGCACCGCCCGCCGGACAAUGCGAACCGGGUGAAGGCACACAUCCACCAUGCUAGUGCCACCUGAGAUGAUGGCGGCUCAAUCGAAACUAGUCUACCAGAUGAAUAAGUACUACAACGAGCGCGUUGCGAACCGCAAGGCGCAAAUCGCCAAGACCAUCCAUGAAGUCUGCAGGAUAGUGCAGGAUGUCUUAAAGGAAGUCGAACUGCAGGAGCCGAGAUUUAUAUCCUCCCUGACUGACUACAAUGGCCGAUUCGAUGGUCUCGAGGUGGUCUCGCCUCACGAAUUCGAGAUCAUUAUCUACCUGAAUCAGAUGGGAGUUUUGAAUUUCGUCGACGAUGGCUCUCUGCCCGGUUGUGCUGUGCUUAAGCUCAGCGAUGGUAGGAAGCGCUCCAUGUCCCUGUGGGUUGAGUUUAUCACCGCUUCCGGAUAUUUGUCGGCGCGUAAGAUUAGGUCAAGGUUCCAGACUUUGGUCGCUCAGGCUUGCGAUAAGUGCUCCUAUCGUGAUUGUGUGAAGAUGAUCGCGGAGACCACGGAAGUGAAACUCCGUAUUCGAGAAAGAUACAUAGUGCAGAUAACACCGGCUUUCAAAUGUGCAGGUCUAUGGCCUAGGUCGGCAGCGCACUGGCCUCUACCGACAAUACCGUGGCCGCAUCCGAAUAUAGUGGCCGAAGUUAAAACAGAAGGCUUCGACCUACUAUCAAAAGAGUGUCUCACUUUACAAGGCAAGAACUCAGCGAUGGAAGGCGAUGCGUGGGUAUUGAGUUUCUUUGAAGCCGAGAACCGUCUUCUUCAGGGCGGCUGUCGUCGAAAAUGCUUAAGUAUAUUGAAAACUAUCAGGGAUAGACAUCUGGAUCUGCCCGGGAACCCAGUCACGUGCUACCACAUGAAGACGCUCCUGCUGUACGAGUGUGAGAAACAUCCGCGAGAGCACGAGUGGGACGAGGCUGCCAUCGGGGACAGGAUAAACGGGAUCUUCCUUCAGCUGAUAUCUUCGCUUCAGUGCCGGAGGUGUCCGCACUACUUCCUUCCUCACGUCGACUUGUUCAAAGGGAAGUCUCCUACCGCUAUGGAGAACGCCGCGAAGCAAGUGUGGCGGUUGACGAGAGAGAUGCUCACGAAUUCAAGGGCCUUCGAAAAGCUGUGAACUGUUGUAUAGUAUUCCCUAUGCUGAUAGUGAGUGAGUGAACUAGUGAUGUACCGCUAUUAGUCUCGAGUCAUUUUAGUUAUUUAAUCGGAUUAGAUGUGCGUUAGUUUCUAAUAAGAAGGUGAUAGGUCGAUACAGUGACUAUGUACGCGAGGUUAGUUCGAGUUAUCGAAUGUUCCAUGUGGAUCGAACAAACUGUAAGUAGACGUGAUACUAAUAAUUAUUAGGUCGUUUCAAAUAUUAUUUGUGAUAUAAUGUAAAUAGCUUAAUUGUUGUACAAUUUUAGUAAUAUUUAUUUAGAUGAAAAAAAAAAACGAAAUUUCGUGUAUUUAUUUGACUGAGAACUUUUAAAGU